Molecule: messenger RNA, 1812 nt
Organism: Malassezia vespertilionis
Lineage: Eukaryota; Fungi; Basidiomycota; Malasseziomycetes; Malasseziales; Malasseziaceae
Exons: 1
Coding region: 1-1812 (603 amino acids)
Source: RefSeq, a predicted model, not a curated record
AUGGACCACGAUACAAAUGCGGGACCCAGUUCGGGCCCGUACAUCUACAAAGCGCACCAGCAUUGUGGCGAACCUACCCGAUCUGCAACGCACCGCCCGCCGCUACAACGAGAAGGGGGCGUGUGGCCGGAGCGUGGACCGGGCACCCCAGAAGUGACGCUUGUGUGGGAUGACGCACAGCUGACUCCGCAGCGCGAAAGCUUUGCUUCCGAUGCGAGCGUACAGUCGCAUCGGCGAUUUGCCUCCUUGCGCAACAUUUUCACCAAAAUCAACCCCGCACAAAGUGUGCACAACAGCAGCCGUGCCGUUGUACACAAGUUUGCCAAGAAUGCAUCUCCAUCGCGCAGCACACAGCUUAUUAUGCCUUCGGCGAGAAAAGGCGCCAUGUCGAUCCUCAACGACAACAGUCCGCCACUCUCGCCUGUAUACGACGAAUACGGCAGCGACGGCGAAUCUGAGAUCCGUACUAUCAGCUCCACCACCUCUUCGCCAUUCCCGCGGCAGCACUAUAUGCCGCGCCAUGCAUGGAGCGCCGCCCAAGCUGCUGCGGACGCUGCUGCUGCGGACGCUAGUCCAGUCUUGUUUGAGUCUCCCCACUUUGUGUCCGAGAAACAGCUUGGCAAAGCGCCCGAGUCGUGGCUAAGCACAGCCGAGCCUAUGGCACUUCCGACGAUGCACCGCAUGAACUCACCGAGUGGCCGCUCUUCUACAGCGCCUUCGCUCACCUGGAGCGCCGACGACGAUUCCUUGCAUGGACUUCGCCACGGAAAUGGCCGCGUGUCGGCCCUUUUUCGCCUCUACUACUUUUUCAUGGCCAAGAUGCGCACCUCAACACUGCGUGCUGACGUCCAUUCGACGACGCAGUCGUUUUCUUUUGCGGCGCUCGCGCCGCAUGUAUGGAAGUUGGCGCUGCUUGCGCUCACCUUUGUCGUCGCGACGGGUUUCCUCGGCGUCUGUCUAAGCACCUUACCUCUUCAUUUGCCCACACAUUUGACACAGUUGACGCUCACGGAGAUCCGCGACAUGUGUGAAGCACUGAGCGCCUAUGCGCGCAGCAGUCGGUCCGCAUCCCUGCACGUAUUUGUCGUCCUCUCCAUCUUUUUUACGUGGAAGCAAGCGUUUUGCGUGCCGGGCAGCUUGAUCACCAACAUUGUUUUUGGUGCCAUGUAUGGUGCAUAUGCAGGUGCUUUUUUCGCCUGCAUAUUCACUGCUGUUGGCGGUGUGCUGUGCUAUUUAUUGUCUGUGCCUAUUGCGAAUGUCGUCUUGCUUGUCCCGGGCAUUGCAAAGCCAUUGCACUCGAUGCGCCGAGCACUUGCCUCGACGAUGAGUACAAGCCGCGGCGGCGGCGCGCGCAAUAUCCCACGCAACCUUUGGUCCUACCUGCUCUUUUUGCGUCUCCUCCCCAUUGUGCCGUACGGGAUGAUGAACAUUGCGUGCGGUGUACUUGGCGUGCCGCUUCUUCCCUAUGCGUUGACGCUCUUUGUAGGCAGUCUUCCCUGGAAUUUCUGUACCGCACAAAUCGGCGAGAUUUUGCAGGAUGUCGUUUCUGCCAUUCAGACGCAAGUGCACAUUGUCUCGAGCAGUGCCAUGGUCGCAGAUACGCACGAAGCAACCACUGCAACCACCGGCCCCGAUUCGUUUCUUGCGAGCGGGACGCUGAGCGUGAUUGUCGAGCGGAUUUGGACCGUGGAUAUGAUGGUGAAGCUUGCAUUGCUGAGUCUUGCGAGUGCACUGCCGAUUGUGCUACAGCGCUAUUUUGGCAAGAAGGAGGAAGAGACGGAAGAAGAAGUGGUGCUUACAUCGAUCAGCUAA